AUGGGAAAACAAAGAGACAUUUUGAAGAAACUGGCAGGGACCUUUCAGAUCCGACAUGUGCUCCUCCGCCAGGCCAUGGCAGAGUGCCUGGGAACCUUCAUUCUGGUGAUGUUUGGGUGUGGGUCAGUAGCCCAGGUGGUGCUGAGCGGAGGCUCCCACGGCUCCUUCCUCACGGUCAACAUUGCUUUUGGUUUUGCUGCGACUUUGGGCAUCCUAGUGAGUGGACAGAUCUCAGGUGGUCAUCUGAACCCAGCUGUGACCUUCUCACUGUGUUUACUUGGGAGAGAGCCCUGGAGGAAGUUCCCGCUGUUCUUUUUCUUUCAGACUCUCGGUGCCUUUCUGGGGGCAGCAGUUGUAUUUGGCAUGUAUUUUGAUGCAUUAUGGGACAUUAGCCAGGGAGAGCUGAUCGUAGUGGGGAAUAAUGCCACAGCUGGGAUUUUUGCCACAUAUCCAUCCAAACAUCUCUCCUUGGUAAAUGGAUUCUUUGAUCAGAUUAUUGGAACAGCUGCAUUGAUCGUGUGUAUCCUGGCCAUAGUGGACCCUCGAAACAACCCCGUCCCUCGGGGUCUGGAGCCCCUCACGGUGGGCCUCGUGGUGCUGGUCAUCGGCCUGUCGAUGGGCUUCAACUCUGGCUAUGCUGUGAACCCAGCCCGGGACCUGGGGCCACGCAUCUUCACCGCUCUGGCAGGGUGGGGAAGAGAGGUUUUCACGGCAAACACCUACUGGUUCUUUGUGCCCCUCUUUGCCCCCUUCCUGGGGGCAGCCGUGGGGGUUCUGAUCUACCAGCUCCUGAUCGGAUACCAUUUAGAAGGAGAAGUGCAAAAAAAGCAGGAGGAGGAAAGGUCCAAACGAUCCAAUAUGACAACCAACGAAGAAGCAUAA
This is a messenger RNA of Trematomus bernacchii (emerald rockcod), 882 nucleotides long. Its product is annotated as aquaporin-3-like. The transcript is spliced from 6 exons. Gene Ontology annotation, cellular component: plasma membrane; basolateral plasma membrane. Lineage: Eukaryota; Metazoa; Chordata; Actinopteri; Perciformes; Nototheniidae. The coding region runs from base 1 to 882 and encodes 293 amino acids. Gene Ontology annotation, biological process: water transport; glycerol transmembrane transport. The record is from RefSeq and is a predicted model, not a curated record. Gene Ontology annotation, molecular function: glycerol channel activity; urea transmembrane transporter activity; water channel activity.